AUGACAAGUCAGUUCAAUGACAUUGCCUACCACUCAGUGCCACCACAGGCCUUAGUGACUACAGACGCAGGAACCACUGGUAGCAGUCAAACACCAUCAGACGGCUGCAGUCUGAUUGACGUGGCCUCGGACUCUGAGUCCCGGGACCUGGCUCUUUUCCCAAGAGACCUCUUUCUUUCGCUGUAA
Molecule: messenger RNA, 186 nt
Organism: Aspergillus nidulans FGSC A4
Lineage: Eukaryota; Fungi; Ascomycota; Eurotiomycetes; Eurotiales; Aspergillaceae
Exons: 2
Coding region: 1-186 (61 amino acids)
Source: RefSeq, a predicted model, not a curated record